This is a messenger RNA of Trachymyrmex cornetzi, 1509 nucleotides long. RefSeq lists its product as uncharacterized. Bases 87 to 1466 code for a protein of 459 amino acids. NCBI's taxonomy places the organism in Eukaryota, Metazoa, Arthropoda, Insecta, Hymenoptera, Formicidae. The transcript is spliced from 4 exons. The record is from RefSeq and is a predicted model, not a curated record.
GAUGCCAACUAUGCGAUCGUAUGUUUUUACAACGCGAAUUCGUCGGAAAGUGAAAGCAAAAAAGAAAUACCUAUUAUUAUUAAAUAAUGGCGUCGUCAAAGGGAAAGACGAAAAUCUCCCGAUCCGGGAAGAAGCGGGCACCAAGACGAAUAUUACAUUCUGAUACUCGUUCCCGAGUUAAAUCGGUACGCUGUAAACACGCCAACCCUCUAUAUCAACAGCAACUGUACGAUUCCAUCAAUAUACCUCAAUUAGUCUAUCAACUUCUUACCAUCGACAAACACAAUCACGACGCAAGACGUUUUCCAUCUCCGAAACAGUUCGAAACACACUGUCGGAGAAUGCAGAACUCUCAUGAACGGCAAAGGCUGUCCUACAAAGCAGUCGACCACUGCAAUGGUUCGGAAUCUGUACAAAUGCCAGAGUACACAAUAGAAUCUAGGCCUACAUCUACCGAUAAUCUCACGGAAGCAACGGAUGCUACAAAUAGCUCAGUACCAACGAGUUCCGCGAAUAGCAGCGUGUCAAAUGUCUCAAUGGAACGAAACGCACUGACAAACUCGCUCAACAGCGCCAAAGCACUUUUCAGGAAGAGAUCUUUAAUACAGCUCAUUAACAAUUACAUCAAAGCUGGCGUCGAAGAAGGAAAGCGACAGGCCAAAAAGUACAUCUGCAAAGCAUUAUCUUUUGGCGUGAGAUCGGGUUAUUUGAUCCCGACAGAUCGACAAGGUAAUAUACUCCGUGUGUGUCCGACUCUGGACAUACAAUCUUGGAAUUGGAGACGGGCCGACGUCGAAUCUCGACAAAGACGACGCAUUGCGCGACGAGGAAAGACGAGUUUGACAACCAUCGCAGAACGUAAAGCAAUGCGUCGCGGAAUUCCGCGAGAUGAAUUUCUUUACAAUAAUAUGGACAACAAGCAGACGGCUGCAAAAAGAAAAACACGAUCUGUUCAAAAUCCUGCCAAAAGUUUAAAUACGCAGGAGAGCAACCCACGAAAAUCGCUUUGUAAAUCGUUACACGAGAAAAGCAAACCGAAAGCUUUUACAAGAAAGAACAGCAAAAUUAACAAUGUGAUCAACAAUAAGCGAGAACAACAAAAAAAAGAUGACGGAAACAUCAAGAGGUCAAUUAAAAAACGUCGUAUGUUUUUUUCUGCUAAAUAUGCUCAGAAUGAUCGUGAACCAGUUGAGGAAAAUUAUAAGGACGUUAACGAAAAGGAUCGCAAUCAAUACGAAAGUAAUGAAGAUAACUAUAAAAUUGAGGAACAAAAGUCGACGUCGAGUCAAGAAGACGAAUCGAGAAUGGAGAAACGACAAACCGAGACAAAUAUCAAUAAUAACAGGAUAAAUUACGACAGAAUAGAAAGCAGAAAUUCCAAUGAUGAAAACAAUGAUAAAAGAUCUGAAACAGAAAGUGUCGACCAUAACAUGAGCGACAAAACGAUUAAAGAAAUGGAAUUUUAAAGAAUUGAAUGUCAAUCUUGAAUGAUGCCUUUCUUGGUCAAAA